ACAAAAAAAAAAAAAAAAAGAAAUUAAGCUUAAACCUUAAUUUAUUAAAUCCAAGGAUUAAGUCCCCGUCUACCUCUCAGUGAAAUGCAGAUGCUCACCACUGUAUUGCUGCCAUUAACUCAUGUCAGAGCUCCUUGCCAAUAAUCGGAAUUGGAAAAUUUUCUCUUAAAAAAAAAGAAAAUUCAGCAACAUUUUUCUUUACUGUCUUUAUAUGUGCAUCUCAAAAGCAUAUAUUCCAAACUGGAGCAGAAAGUCAGAUUUCUCAAUUGCACUUUCCUUAGAACUCUCUGAUUUGCAGACUUAAGCUCUCCUCUAUUUGCUUGUGAAUAAGAAUAUUUUCUUUUUAAAGUGUUCUACUUUGAAAACAAUUGUUUAUUUGUUAUUUGGUCAAAAUAAUGGCACUAUAAAGAAACAGUGGUUUCGUUUCAGUAAGUAUUUUUGAGAUGAUGGUCUGAAAGCCAGAUUAUUUAAGUCAGUUUGUGACCUUGCUACAAGGCGUAUGGAUUGGAAAAUUCAGAUACAUUCAAAAUUAUGGGUUCAUUUAAAAGUUUUCUACCUUUUGGGUAGGAGACUAAUUCUUCACUGAGUAUCAUGGUUUUAUCUUAGGUAAUUAGCAAACAUAUGUUUGAUUCUUUUUUAAGAAUUAAGAUUAAUUAAAAUAUGAAACAUUAACAGAGGGUUAAAACAAAAGCUACUUCAACUGCAAUAAAAUACAGGAAGCCCAAAAUCUAUGAACUGAGUGUUCAGUUAGCUUUGCCCACUGAGUUCAUUUUUAUGUCAAUAGAACAAUGGAUCAGAUGGACUUUGAACUCAUGAAUAUAAAGAAUUGUUUUCACAUAAACUGCUUUGGAAGAACUGAUGCUUGCCGCUACCUAAAGUUUUGGAUAUAUCAAUAUAGUGAACUAAUUAAUACCUACGAAAUAAAGCAUACUAUGAUUACUCCAGUUUGAUCUGAUAUGUGUGAUUUUUUUUAGAUUGGUGAAUCAAAAUAUAAUAAAGAC
Molecule: messenger RNA, 1001 nt
Organism: Sus scrofa (pig)
Lineage: Eukaryota; Metazoa; Chordata; Mammalia; Artiodactyla; Suidae
Source: RefSeq